GCAUCAGCCUCGUCUGAACUUGUUCCUUAAGGUUGAUGGAUGAGUUCUCUCCCGGGUCAAUACGAGUUUUUUUAUAUUAUAUUUAAUGGAUAUUUGUUUCGACAUCGCGCCAGUUAACAUACAACGACAGGCUAACUGCAUACGGCGGGAAAGCACUCGGACGCACCAAAUGGCUCGGGCGAGCUGGCUACGGCAAUGAUCUGAGGUCAGUUUCUUAAUAUGGAGAACAGAGAGAACAUUGAUUCCAAAAUGAAAACAUUGAAGAGAAAAAGUGAGAAAACACCCCCAUCAUCUCCAGGACCCAGUGUUGUGACCCUGAAGAGUAACUUCUCCAUGGAUCGUCCACCUGAAUUCAGUGAUGGAUCAGUAUUAUCUGAACCUCAAUCAAAGCGUCAGAGAAGAGCUCAUCCAGAACCCAGUGUUGUGUCUAUGAAGAGUGACGACUCCAUGAAUCUUCCACCUGAUCUCAGUGAUGGAUCAGUAUCAUCUGACUCUCUAUCACACAUUAGAUGUAAACAUGAUGUGAAUUUAGACGUGCAACAGGAUUCUCAUCAUGUAUCAGUGGAUGAUGUUCUGCAGAGAGUCAAAGACAAACACAAAAGCAUCAUGAAGAAAAAGUAUGAGAGUUUAUCUGAGGGAAUCAAACAACAAGAGAAUCAAACCCUCCUGAAGAGAAUUUACACACAGCUGUACAUCAUAGAGGGAGAGAGAGAAGGAGUGAAUGAAGAACAUGAGGUUUUACACAUGGAGAGAAAGCCCAGAAGAACACAAGAGUUACAAGACACUCCGAUCUACUGCAAUGACAUCUUUAAACCUCAAUCACAUCAAAGACACAAAAUCAAGAUUGUUCUUACUAAAGGCAUCGCUGGAAUUGGAAAAACCGUCUCUGUGAUGAAGGUCAUUCUGGAUUGGGCCGAAGGAACAGCCAAUCAGGACGUAGAUUUCAUGUUCCUGCUUCCGUUUCGAGAGCUGAACUUAAUUCGAGAGCAUCUCUAUAGUCUUCACAAACUUCUGCUGGACUUUCAUCCUGAACUUCAAGAUCUUGACUCAAAGAUUUAUGAGGAGAGUAAAGUUGUGUUCAUCUUUGAUGGUUUAGAUGAAAGCAGAAUGACUCUGAUGUUUUCAGACCACAGUGAGAAAGUUUCUGAUGUGACUGACACUUCAUCAGUGGCUGUGUUGAUGUCAAACCUCAUGAGAGGAGAUCUGCUUCCCUCCGCUCUCAUCUGGAUCACCUCCAGACCAGCAGCAGCCCAUCAGAUCCCCUCCAAAUACAUCUCUCGUGUGACAGAAAUCCAGGGCUUCAAUGAUGCUCAGAAGGAGGAAUAUUUCAGGAAGAGUAUCAACGACGAGCAUCAAGCCAGCAGAAUCAUGUCACAUAUUAAAAGAGCGAGAAGCCUCCACAUCAUGUGUCACAUACCGGUCUUCUGUUGGAUCUCAUCCACUGUGCUUCAGAAGAUCCUGACACAAGAUCACAGUGAAGAAAUCCCCAAAACUCUGAGUGAAAUGUACAUCCACUUCCUGCUGAUUCAGAUGAAGAUGAAGAAUGAGAAGUAUGAUCAAGAGAGAGAUUCAGAGAAAGAAGUGAUUGUGAAACUGGCUGAAGUGGCUUUUAAACAGCUGAUGAAGGGCAAUGUGAUGUUCUAUAAGGAGGAUCUGAGAGAGUGUGGGAUAGACAUCACUGACGCCGCGCUGUAUUCUGGCAUCUGUACUGAGAUCUUUAAAGAGGAAUCUGUCUUUCAUCAGAGGAAAAUCUACAGCUUCAUACAUCUCAGCUUUCAGGAGUUUCUCGCUGCGCUCUAUGUGUUUUACUGCCAUUUAAUGAAGAAGAACACUGAGGAACUGCAGAUGAUCCUGGGGGAGAAGUGUGACUAUGAUGACAGCAGGUUUGAGGAAAUCUCUUUGUAUAAGCUACUAAAAUCAGCAGUAGAUACAGCUGUUGAGAGUGAAACUGGUCAUCUUGAUCUUUUCCUGAGAUUCCUGCUGGGCAUCUCACUGGAGUCCAAUCAGAGACUCUUACAGGAUCUACUGACACACACUCACAACAGCUCAGAGGACAUCAGAAAAAUUACACACCACAUUAAAGAGAAAAUCAAGGGUAGAAAUAUGAGUGAUGAUGUUGAUGAGGAUGAAAAUGAGGAUGAAGAUGAAGAUGAGGAUGAAGAUGAUGAGGAUGAAGAAGAGGAUUAUGAUGUUGAUGAGGAUGAAGAAGAGGAUUAUGAUGUUGAUGAGGAUGAAGGUGAGGAUUAUGAUGAUGAGGGUGAGGAACGUCUCUCAUCUGAAAGAUCCAUCAAUCUUUUUCUUUGUCUGUCUGAAUUGAAUGAUCAGACUCUGUACAGAGAGAUUGAGGAGUUUGUGAGAUCAGACAAACACUCAAAGAAGAAACUAUCUGUCGCUCACUGUUCAACAAUAGCCUACAUGCUUCAGAUGUCAGAGGAGGUGAUGGAUGAGUUUGAUCUGAAGAAAUACAACACAUCACAGGAGGGCAGAAGAAGACUCAUACCAGCUGUCAUCAACUGCACAAGAGCUCUAUUGUCAGGGUGUAAUCUGACUGAUGAGUGUUGUGAGAGUUUGUCUUCAUGUCUACAAUCAUCAAAGUCUCUGAGAGAGCUGGACCUGAGUAACAAUGAUCUGAAGGAUUCAGGAGUGAUGCUGAUCUCUGAUGCUCUCAAGACUCACAACUGUCAACUACAAACACUGAGAUUGUCGAGGUGUAAUGUGACUGCUGAGUGUUGUGAAAGCUUGUCUUCAUGUCUACAAUCAUCAAAGUCUCUGAGAGAGCUGGACCUGAGUUACAAUGAUCUGAAGGAUUCAGGAGUGAAGCUGAUCUCUGAUGCUCUCAAGACUCACAACUGUCAACUACAAGCACUGAGAUUGUCCGGGUGUAAUCUGACUGAUCAAUGUUGUGAAAGUGUGUCUUCAUGUCUACAAUCAUCGACGUCUCUGAGAGAGCUGGACCUGAGUAACAAUGAUCUGAAGGAUUCAGGAGUGAAGCUGAUCUCUGAUGCUCUCAAGACUCAAAACUGUCAACUACACACACUGAGGUUAUCAGGUUGUAUGGUGUCAGAUGAAGGUUGUUGUUAUUUGGCUUCAGCUCUGAGUUCAAACCCGUCACACCUGAGAGAGCUGGAUCUGAGCUACAAUCACCCACAACACUCAGCACGUCAGCUGCUCUCUGAUAUACUCAAUGAUCCAAACUACACACUCAACAAACUCAAUGUGACUUUUGGAGGAGAGAGAAGAAUCACAGCAGGACCACGCAAGUAUGUCUGUGAUCUCACAUUGGAUCCAAACACAGCAAACACUAAACUCAUACUGUCUGAAGAGAACAGAAAGAUCACACAUGUGAGAGAGCGUCAGUCGUAUCCUGAUCAUCCAGAGAGAUUUGAUGAUGUUCAUCAGGUGUUGUGUGGAAUGAGACUGACUGGACGCUGUUACUGGGAGACUGAAUGGAGCGAAUCAGAUGUUUAUAUAUCUGUGUCAUAUAAAAGCAUCAGAAGGAAAGGGAAGAGUGAUGACAGUAUGUUUGGACACAAUGUAAAAUCAUGGAGUCUGGAGUGCUCUGAUGAUGGAAUCACUGCAUGGCACAAUUAUAAUGAAACUGUCAUUGAUGUCUCUUCAGGUGUGUGUAAGAGAGUAGGAGUGUAUGUUGACAGUUCGGCCGGCACUCUGUCCUUCUACAGCGUCUCUGACACACACACACACUUACACACGUACAACACAACAUUCACUGAGCCUCUCUGUGCUGGAUUUAGUGCGUUAGAGAACUCCUCAGUGUCUCUGUGUGACAUAUACUGCCUCUAUAAGAGCCUCCUGUUAAAAAGAAGAGAGAAACACACAUAACAUGAGUUACUGCACAUAAAUACUGUCAAAUCUUACAUUGUGUACAUUAUGCUUUUUUUAUCUCUCCCUGAUACACAAUAACUGCCAUUAAUGAGUGAAUUUAAAGAUCAUAAGUUUUUCCUAAACUUUAUGUAAUUAUUUGUUAUGUUAAACUCUUGGUCACUAGAUUGUUUCCAUCAGAAAUAAAAGUCUUUGUGCGAGAAAGAACAAUAUUCACGAAUCAUACAUAAAACCUUAAGCUGUUAUUAAAAAAUGAGAAAUCUAGCUGAAGCAACAGUAUCAAUGAGAAAGCCACAUUAAUCACAAUUCUUCAAAAUGAGAAGCUUUAUGACUUCUGAACAUCUGUCUGAUUCUACAAGACCUUUCUACUGAUUAUACAGAGAAAGAAUACUUAUUACAUAAAAUGCACAAAAAUAUAUUGUUCUUGUUCUUAAAACUGCAAGCACUCAUCUCUGGGAAACCCAACUAUUUUUGUUCAACUCUGCAGUCACAUAGAUCGGAUAUCGUGUAGCUUCUGAGUUGAUCUGCUGGUACCCACGGCGAGCCCCUGCUAGUCGGUUAAAAAAUGAGGAUCUAUGUGAUGUUUCCAUGGAGCUUCUUGAGCUGGAUGAUGUUCUCUACAAUAUUGCAGCCUGUUGCAUCGAUACUUAAAUACAGUGUCUAGGAACUUCUAGAACUUAUUCCGUUUUAGUCUCUGUAUCUUCACCUUCACCCAACCAUUUUUAGGCCUCG
Triplophysa dalaica is the source of this 4572-nucleotide messenger RNA. RefSeq names its product NACHT, LRR and PYD domains-containing protein 3-like. Bases 220 to 3840 code for a protein of 1206 amino acids. NCBI's taxonomy places the organism in Eukaryota, Metazoa, Chordata, Actinopteri, Cypriniformes, Nemacheilidae. The transcript has 11 exons. The record is from RefSeq and is a predicted model, not a curated record. Gene Ontology annotation, molecular function: protein binding.